Messenger RNA from Limanda limanda (common dab), 189 nucleotides. RefSeq names its product overexpressed in colon carcinoma 1 protein homolog. Bases 1 to 189 code for a protein of 62 amino acids. NCBI's taxonomy places the organism in Eukaryota, Metazoa, Chordata, Actinopteri, Pleuronectiformes, Pleuronectidae. The record is from RefSeq and is a predicted model, not a curated record. The transcript has 5 exons.
AUGGGUUGUGGCAAUUCCUCAGUUACCGGCGGCACAGGAGGGGGGCCAGCAGAAGCCUCCAAAGAAGAGACAGAAGAUCCUCCGGUAGACGAUGAGAAAAGAAGGAACUAUGGUGGUGUGUACGUGGGUAUACCCUCAGACAUGACCACUGUGGCUACUAGUCAGUCCAAGUCCACACAUUCAGACUAG